AUGAUAAUACGAUUUGAUUUUCUCCGAGAAUCGAUCUAUCGAUUUAGAAUCGGUCAAUGCCCGCAUUGUCCGCCAGUGGCGGAGAAACGAAUUGUUUCGCAGUUGUUUGUAAUCGCAAGUGAGGAGUAAGUGAGGAAAUCAUUAUAUUUUGUCCUGUAGGAGAAAACAGGUUGAAAGAAACGAAGAAGUCGAUAAUAGAAAACCAUGGAGGAAGAAAGUCGUGAACGUCGUCCUUGCCACUUUACAAAAGUAUUUCCAGGCAUCCAUCUCGAUGUUGAUGUCGUCGACGUGCCAUUGGAUGUCCCUUACAUUUCCAAAUUGGAUAUCUUCUUAUUAACUUGUUCUAUUGUCAUGCACAUCGUAGACAUGUGUUUUGAUUAUAACAUCGCCAUUCGGUACUAUCUGGGUGGCAAAAUAACGUACUUUGCUUGGACAAUGUGCCUCAUACUCAUUCCUUCUCUGAUCAAUGUUGCCAUCAGCAGGAAGAUGCAGCAUCAUGAUAAAAAAAUGAAUUCUGAUAUGGAUACAUUGAACGAUCGUAAGACAACACGUUUGUUGAUUAAGAAUAAACUGUACUGUGUGAUAGCUGUUGUCUUGCAAUUGGCACCGGUUAUACAUUAUUGGGAAACUUUGAAGUAUGCAUUAAAAGCACGUAAAUGUGAGAAAUCUAGAGAUCAUGCUAAUGAAAAAAGAUAUUACCUGAAGAUGCUCAAGGAGGAUCAAGAUGUUGCCUUACUAAGAGUAUUCGAAUGUUUCCUAGAAGCUGCACCACAGCAAAUCUUGCAGUUAACUCUGAUGCUCAAGCAUUACCAUAAUGAUAUUAAUCUUGAAUUUGUACAUCAAGUAGGUAGUAUUGUCAGUUCACUUACCAGUAUGGGUUGGGCAAUGGCCAGUUAUCAUCGUAGUAUUCGAUUAGCUCAACAAGAUAAAUUUAACGUUGAUAUAAUAGGAACUGUGUUACAAUUUCUGUGGCAUUUUUGCGUCACAGUGGCAAGAAUCUUAUCUCUCGGUGUUAUUGCAAGCAUCUGGCCUUUAUAUACUAUAAUAUGUUGCAUGAUACAUUGGACAAUCAUGACAAUAUGGAUUUUGAUCGACUGCCAUGGGAUAUUAGAGUUCUGUCGAACAGAUGGCCACCCACCGCAUAUGCGGUCAACAUUUAAAGAACGCAUUUAUUCUAUAUUAUUUGCUCAAGUUAUUGGCAUAGUUCAUAUUUUUAUAUAUCUAAAUACUGUAGAUACUAAUACAUUUUGGAAACAUUUGUGUUUCUAUACGCUUUGCUUUGUGGAAAAUAUUACAUCUAAUCUGAUGUGGCGAUUUACUUCUCCUUCUGAAGUUAAAGAAGCUUGGUACUUUAAUGUAUUUUUUAUUAUCUGCAUCAUCUCCUUUUUCAUAGGAAUUACAGCAAUGAUUGUAUAUUAUGCUAUGUACCAUCCUUCAAAAAAGCAACGUGUCACAGAUCCGUCCCUUCAGCCCAUGUAAUCUUGGAAACUUUAGAGAGGAUUGAAUUAUGUAAUCAUUCCUACAUUAUAAGGUACCUUCAGAUGCAUUUUACACAAGAAGAAUCUCAAUAUUAACUCAUAUAACUUUUUUACUGUAUAUGUAACUUUUUUAUGUAUAUAUGUACAUAUGUAUACGUAUGUACAUGUACGUGUAUAGCUCAAGUUUUCAUGACAGUUUUAUAUAUUGUGCGCGUUUCUACUCAACUUUUUUAUGAUACAAUUUAUAAAAGUUUUAUAAAAUGAAGCGUUUUAUAAAAUGAAUUUCAUAUAUCUCUAAACUCUUGCUAUUCUAUAUAUAAUUUUCUAUUCUUAUAAUUUUUUUUAUACAAGCAAGCUUACAUUUUGAUUAUAUAUUUGUAAUGUCAAUCUUUUAAUAUUGUCUCAAAAUUGCAUUAUAAGCGUAUAACAAUUAUAAAAUUAUAAAAUAUCUCAUAAAGACUGCGCAGAAUUAUAAGUGUGGCUGUGCUAUAAUUAAUAGAAAUGAAAUAUUAUUUUUAUAGUAACUUGAAUAAAAAUUUAUUUUUUUUUUACUUUUAAUCUGUAAGAAAUGUCUCAGGAACAAAUAUAUAUGUAAAUUAUGAAUCUAAAACGCUGCAACUUCCUAAUAUAUGUAA
Molecule: messenger RNA, 2113 nt
Organism: Pogonomyrmex barbatus (red harvester ant)
Lineage: Eukaryota; Metazoa; Arthropoda; Insecta; Hymenoptera; Formicidae
Product: XK-related protein 6
Biological process (GO): apoptotic process involved in development; engulfment of apoptotic cell; phosphatidylserine exposure on apoptotic cell surface
Cellular component (GO): plasma membrane
Source: RefSeq, a predicted model, not a curated record